AUGGAGUCGUACAGCACGAAGGAACAGAACGGGUCCUCUUCUAUCUUAGAUAAGUGGAACAAACUUCGAAGGAAGCCGCAACAGCCGUUGUCCGACCUCUCAGAGCUGUACUCGAAAGUAGCCAAUGAGAUCAUCUACUACAAGCAGUUACAGGACUCUGGCCAUGUCAAAAAGGCGUUGCAAGGAUGGAAGGCACUCACGACCGACAUCAUGUUUCGACUUACGUUGAUUGAUCAUAGGUACCCAAACUUACAGUAUUAUAGGCCAGACGAGUUGAGUCUUCUUACAGGGGUUAAAGAGUUGUACCAAAAGGCAGAUAAGCACUUGGAACAAGCACAAGAUAUUAUUGAGAAGCACCCAGAGUUGAACGUUGAUACAGACUCGCAUAAUAAGGUUUACUACUCUACGGACCAUAAGAAAUCAUUGACAAGAAUGCAGCAUUCUGUGCCGUUAUCGUCACCACCAUUGCAGCAGCAGCAGGGGCACCAAAACCACGGCUUUUCAAGGACCACUUUACGAACACAAAAACCGUACCUACAUUCAUAUUCUAUCUCAGGGACAAACCAACAGGAUCACAAUCAACAACGUCAAAAUCAACAACCGCAGCAUCAAGUAAAGGUCAAUUUUUCACAAUCGAAGCCCCUGAAUUAUUCUAGCAGGAGUCUUCGCAGUGAAAACGACGUUCAUCGGAACCGCCACGACGACACUCAUAAGUUGAACUUAUUUGAUGUGUUUGAUACGGAUAACAUCUUGGAAGAGGAUGAAACACCUCAGCCACAGCAACAACCAAUUUUAAUUGAAAGUAGCGAUGAAGCAGGGGAACAUUAUGAAGAGGAUGAUAACAGUAAUGACUUCGAUGUUUCCGAUUAUUAUGACAACUACCUUGAGGUCAACGGAGAGGAUUUGGCCAGGUUCAAUGCAUUAGAUAGACUGAACGGUGAAACGACAUUGCACGAUCAAAUGAAGGAUUUGACCGUCUCCACUCCACCUGAGCUGCCGAAACUUCCGCCGUUGCCCUCCGCAUUCCCUCCAUUGGUCCCCAAAACGUUGGCGCCGCCGCCAGCUCAGUCUGUCCCACCACCAGAUAUUGGCGCCUCAGCAAUUUCGGCACCCGUUUUGAAUGCUGUUCGCAGCAGGGGACCCAUUAACAAAAAGCAUAAUCUUAUGAACAAAUGUAAUUCCGUUACACCGCCGGCAAGUGCGCCCGCUUUGCCAUCGCGACCAACGCCACAGGGUGCUGUGAAACUUAAUAAUUCAACCCCGGCACUAAACACUACCGUCAUGACGUCUGGUACCCAUGCCAGUAAUGGCAACAAGUCCAAACCGGCUGUCUUGAAGAAGACGUCUACUAAAUCUUCAUCGUCAUUACCGACAAAAGUGACAAAGCAGGCGUUGAAUUUGGAACACCCACAGAAGUUGCCCCAAACGAUUUCAGCCUCGCAGGUCGCUCAACUGGUUUACAAUGGCAGCACGUCGAAUCCCCCCGUGCGGAAGGGCAAGCCCAUGAUGAAGAAGAAUGUAGUUUCGAGAGAAAGACUCAAAACUGAGACCAAAAACCCCACAGUGACAAAGACGAGGACAAGCAUCAAACCAGUGGUCAAAAAACCUGCUACUGAACCUAAUUUGAAAACUGGUAAACCGACGUCCACAAACAUGAAAAAGAAGAAGUCAGCCACUGCAACGCCACCACAGAAUACGCCGCCUCCGCCUCCCGCUAACGUAACGAAGCAACCACAGGGCAAAGAAGUUGAUAAUGCAGAGGAGGACAAAGUAGACAGCAAGGAUGCGGAUGAGGAGAGGCUGAUAAACUCUAUACCUGGGAUUGACAAAGCUUUGGCGAAACAGAUUCUGCAGGACAUUGUGGUCCAUGGUGACGAAGUGCACUGGGAGGACAUUGCUGGUUUGAAUUCGGCAAAGAACUCACUGAAGGAGGCUGUAGUAUACCCGUUCUUGCGGCCGGAUCUGUUUCUUGGGCUAAGGGAGCCUGUCACGGGGAUGUUGCUGUUUGGACCACCUGGGACAGGUAAGACGAUGUUGGCGAGGGCUGUUGCUUGUGAGUCGCAUUCCACAUUUUUUUCCAUUAGUGCGUCAUCGUUGACUUCUAAGUACCUUGGUGAGAGUGAGAAGUUGGUCAGAGCGCUGUUCAUGAUUGCACAGAGACUGGCACCGUCUAUUAUAUUUGUCGACGAGAUUGAUUCUUUACUUGGGAGUAGAAACCAGGACGGUGAGAACGAAAGUUCAAGAAGAAUUAAGAACGAGUUUUUAGUGCAGUGGUCCGCCCUAUCGAGCGCUGCCGCUGGGAAGCAAGUCAAGACGGGUUCCAAGGCGGAGGACAAGAGGGUUCUCGUCUUGGCGGCGACGAACCUGCCUUGGUCGAUCGAUGAGGCGGCAAGGAGGAGAUUUGUCAGAAGACAGUACAUUCCCCUACCAGAAUCGGAAACUCGGCGUGUCCAGUUUGAAAAGCUGCUGUCUUACCAGAUUCACUCGCUCACAAGUGCUGAUUUCGAGGAAUUGGUGAAAGUGACACAGGGGUACUCUGGGAGUGAUAUUACGUCGUUGGCCAAGGACGCUGCAAUGGGUCCCCUGCGGGAAUUGGGCGACCAGCUGUUACUGACGGACCGUGAUGAAAUCCGCGCUGUGACGUUGGGCGACUUUACUAAUAGCUUAGAGUACAUCAAGCCGUCUGUUUCAAAAGAGGGACUAUCGGAGUAUGAGAACUGGGCCCUCCAUUUCGGUUCGUCCGGUACGUAG
Molecule: messenger RNA, 2751 nt
Organism: Huiozyma naganishii CBS 8797
Lineage: Eukaryota; Fungi; Ascomycota; Saccharomycetes; Saccharomycetales; Saccharomycetaceae
Gene: SAP1
Product: putative AAA family ATPase SAP1
Exons: 1
Coding region: 1-2751 (916 amino acids)
Molecular function (GO): ATP hydrolysis activity; ATP binding
Source: RefSeq, a predicted model, not a curated record